Lycium ferocissimum is the source of this 1677-nucleotide messenger RNA. RefSeq names its product 7-deoxyloganetin glucosyltransferase-like. Bases 104 to 1564 code for a protein of 486 amino acids. The record is from RefSeq and is a predicted model, not a curated record. Lineage: Eukaryota; Viridiplantae; Streptophyta; Magnoliopsida; Solanales; Solanaceae. The transcript is spliced from 2 exons. Gene Ontology annotation, molecular function: UDP-glycosyltransferase activity.
UAAGAAAGCAUACUAGAAUUUGACACAAGUUAUCUAUAAAUAUCUACAUUCUUCCGAUUGCCAAAACCAUACUUUCUGCCUUCCAGUCUGAAAUAAGAAUAAAAUGGCUUCCAAGUGCGCUGAUGUACUUGACAAGCCUCAUGCAGUUUGCAUACCAUGCCCUGCUCAAGGCCACAUUAGCCCGAUGUUAAAAUUAGCCAAAAUCCUCAAUCACAGAGGCUUUCACAUAACCUUUGUCAACACGGAAUACAACCAUAGGCGUUUCCUUAAGUCUCGAGGCCUUACUUCUCUCAAAGGGUUGCCCUCCUUUCAUUUUGAGACCAUUCCUGAUGGCCUCCCACCAUGUAAUGGAGAUGUCACCCAAGAUAUUGUUGCUCUAUCUGAAUCCCUUACCACUACUUGUUUAGGUCCUUUCAAAGAGUUACUUGCCAAGCUCAAUAAUAGGAGUGCUUCUUCAUCCGAUGUGCCACCUGUUUCGUGUAUUAUUUCUGAUGGAUGUAUGAGUUUUACUCUCUCUGCUGUUCAAGAUUUGGGUAUUCCUCAAGUUUUCUUUUGGACCACAAGUGCUUGCGGUUUAUUAGGUUACAUGCAUUACUGCAACCUUGUUGAAAAAGGAUACACUCCCCUUAAAGAUGAAAGUUACUUGACAAAUGGCUACUUGGAGAAGACUUUGGAUUGGAUACCAGGAAUGAAAGAAAUACGAUUGAGGGAUCUUCCAGCUUUUAUUAGAACUGCAAAUCCAGAUGAUUACAUGAUUAAAUAUCUCCUCCAAGAAACAGAGAGAUCGAAAAAUGCUUCUGCUAUAAUUGUCAAUACAUUUGAGCCACUAGAGAAAGAGGUUCUUGAAUCACUUCAAGCACUUCUUCCUCCGGUGUAUGCAAUUGGACCAUUGCAUUUGAUUGUGAAACAAGUUGAUGACAAGAAUUUAGAGGACUUAGAAUCCAAUCUAUGGAAAGAAGAUCCAAAGUGUCUUGAAUGGCUAGAUUCCAAGAAACCAAAUUCUGUUGUUUAUGUCAAUUUUGGAAGUAUUGUUGUCAUGACUAAAAACCAACUAAUUGAAUUUGCUUGGGGACUUGCCAAUAGCAAGGUGGAAUUUUUGUGGAUCAUAAGGCCUGAUAUUGUAUCAGGGGAACAAGCAGUUCUUCCAUCUGAAUUCUUGGAAGAAACUAAAGAAAGAGGAAUGGUAGCAAGUUGGUGUGCACAAGAAAAAGUCCUUAACCACCCUGCAAUUGGAGUGUUCUUGACCCACAGUGGAUGGAAUUCGACCCUUGAAAGUAUUGGUAGUGGGGUGCCAAUGAUUUGCUGGCCGUUCUUCGCGGAGCAACCGACUAAUUGUUGGUUCUGUUGCACCAAAUUGGGAAUCGGAAUGGAGAUCGACAAUAAUGUGAAGAGGAACGAAGUUGAAAGCCUUGUGAGAGAGUUGAUGGUCGGAGAGAAAGGCAAAAAGAUGAAGAAAAAGGCAUUGGAAUGGAAGAAAUUGGCUGAAGAAGCUGCUCAAAAACCAGCAGGAUCAUCUUACAUGAACGUUGAUAAAAUGAUCAACGAAAUUCUCCUCAAACACUAGACAUUUAUUAAUUAUCAAUAGGUUAUUUUUUUGUCUUUCCUAUGUUGAGAUGCUUUCUCUGUAAUUGAUGUCGUCUUUGAAUAAAAUUGAAAAAUGACGAAUGUUGUGGUCCA